This is a messenger RNA of Melopsittacus undulatus (budgerigar), 2727 nucleotides long. It is a transcript of the gene DBF4B, whose product is annotated as DBF4B-CDC7 kinase regulatory subunit. Gene Ontology annotation, biological process: positive regulation of nuclear cell cycle DNA replication; regulation of cell cycle phase transition. Gene Ontology annotation, molecular function: nucleic acid binding; protein serine/threonine kinase activator activity; zinc ion binding. The coding region runs from base 62 to 2332 and encodes 756 amino acids. Gene Ontology annotation, cellular component: Dbf4-dependent protein kinase complex. The transcript is spliced from 11 exons. The record is from RefSeq and is a predicted model, not a curated record. Lineage: Eukaryota; Metazoa; Chordata; Aves; Psittaciformes; Psittaculidae.
GUUGGGAACGGGGCGGGCCCGAGUUUAAACGGCGGCGGCGGCGGCUGCCGGCCCGGCCGCCAUGGAGGGCACCGGAGCGGCCAGGCCCCUCCGCGGCCGCUCCUUCUACCUGGACCUGCCGAGCGGGCGCGCAGCGCGGGACCUGGCCCUGCUCAUCGGGAGCCUCGGAGGGGUGACCGAAAGCUUCCUAAGCAAAGAAGUCAACUACGUGGUUUCCAGCAACAAAGAAGCCAAACGAGACAAAGCCAAGACUCGACCUGAGAAGCGCAGCAACGAAGCUUCAGAAGAUGCAAAAGUCAUGGGCCCAAUGCCCUUUUCCUCUAAAGGGAACCAUCCCAGACCUCACCAGAAGCCCUCAGACACUGUCCUGAUCAGCAGGGGAAAGGAACUGCUGCAGAAGGCCAUGAAGAAUCAGGACACCUGCAGUGGCAGCAGUAUCCUCGCCAGCGCUCGCCUGUGGGGAGUCCAGAUCCUGCACGUGGAUGAUAUGUUGUCAUACGCCCAACAGCUGCUGCGUGCUGUCUCGGAAACAAGGAAGCAGUGCCAGAAGACAGAGGUAACUGACAACUCCAGCCAGUUUGAGGUGAAAUGCCUUGCAACUGGAUUGAAAACGUGCGAAGGAAAACUGAAGCCCCCUUUUCUGAAGGUUGAAGACCAGAGCAGGCAAUUCCGGCCCUUCCAUCAUCAGUUCAAAAGCUUUCCCAACCUGAACUUCCUGGCACCCAAAAGCUCCAGCCCAUUUGAGCCUCUGAAAAGCCUCUCCAAUUCUUGCAGAGCCAGGGCUGUGGAAGGCUGUCCAAGAGGCAGCAAAGGGGAGAAGAGCCCCCAGUCUACACCAGUCACUGCGCCAAAGAAAAAGAGGGGAUUCUGUGAGUGCUGCCAAGAGACCUUUGAGGAGCUACAGAAGCAUCUCCAGAGCCCCCAGCACAAGCGAUUCGCUCUGGACGACUCGCAGUACGCCCCUGUGGACCGUGUCAUCACACAGCUCAGCUUUAUGGAGCACUCAGCCAAGGUGCUUCGGUCCUGCCUGACAGAUGAACACUCAGUGCCUCAAGCACAAGUUCCUGGAGAAAUUGAGAUGCUGACAGCAGAGAUGGGAAAGGAAAGGGAGCAGCCUGAGCAGGAGCUGUUCUUUGAUGUGGAGCAUGAUCACAGCCUGAAGACCAAGGGAGGUCCCUCUUGUCCACCCAGGGACAGGUGCAGUAACCCCAGCGAAGGAGGGGAGUUCAAGACCUGCUCUGUUGGAGCAGGGCUCACCAGAAGGGUCUGUGCUGCUCACAGCACCCUGGAGGAGUUUGUGAUAGGGGAUACAGAUUUGGGCUUGGCUCCUGACCUGGGCUCGGGGGCUUGCGUAGAGGAUGCUCAUGUCAGAGAGACAACAGCUUCCUCAUCUGAACCUCAUGGACAGCAAGCACUUGGGCCUGCCAGCCACCUUCCCCACACACUGCCUGCCCCCAGGAAACGCCAGCUCUCCAGACAGAGCACCCAGGUGGGGAAGAGGCCCAGGCUGGAGCUGGGGGGUGGUGGUGGCCUCUCUCCAUGUGAGCAGGGUGCAGGACAGACAGCUGAGCCAGGCUUGCCUGGUGUGCUGGAGCCUGGCAGCUUGCCCCUAAGCACAAAGCUCUCCAGCAGACCUUGGAGCUCCGUUGGUUUGGACCUGUGCCUGUGCAGGCACCCUGGGGACCCUGCAUCACACCUUGAAGCUGUGUCUGGGGGUUUUGAUCCCACAGAGGCUGCUGUGGCCAGCACUGUUGGCGAGUGUGGCUGGAGCAGGGUGAACGUGAGUUCCAAAGGGGAGCAGCUCCGAGGGGUGAAGGAAGUCACACACAGAAAUGUGCUUAGGCCUGAUGUGGAGAGCACAAGGAGCCAGACCAACUGCCUCUUGGCUCCUCCAAAACUGCUUGGGGCCAAAGCUGGAUGUUGCUGCUCACUCUGUGUCAGAGCAGCAGAGAAGAGAGCACCAGACCUCCCAGGCCAUGGUGAAGAGCAGGGUACAUGCCCUGGCCUCCUUCAGCCUCCUCCACGGAACACUCAGGCUGAGCAUGACUCCAGCAGCAGGUUUUCUGAGUCAGACUGGGAUGUCUCCCUGCUCUCCACACUAAUGGCUGAACAGGAUGGCAGGAUUCAGCCGGCGGAGCAGGAUUUGCUCCAGAGGACACAUGUCAGUGUGAGGGACAGUGGGUAUGAGUCUCAGCUCUGCUCAGUCCAGAAGCAGAAGUCAGAACUUGCCUGGGCAGGUAAAGAGGACAAGAACUGCUGGAACUGCUGCACUGAGACCAAGGGGGCCUCUUUCCCCAUACUUGAGACCUGUUUUGGCAGCUGGACCAGCUGAAGCCACCUCCUGGCUGUUCUCUGGGCCCUUGGUGGGAGCUGGAAAGGGAUUUAACAAGGAUCAGGAGGUACUGCUGUGAGCUGGAGCGAGGACCAUCGAGAGUGAGGUGAUCUCCAGCCACCACAGGCAGGUGGGAACUGAUGGGUGAUGUGAUGGUUUCAAUGGGCAGCUUCAAGCUGAUGCUCUCCGCAAGUAACUCUUCAUCAGGCACAUGGUCUUUGCCCUUCCAGAUUGAGGGCAGGUCCUGUUCUUCCUCUCACCUGGUCCUUGGACAGGCACAGGACAAGAGGGCCAUGGGGUGAGAUGAGUUCUUGCUGUGCUCUGGGGUUUUGGUGCAUGUCUGUAACUGGUACUGAAUUCUUUGGACAUUUCUGUUUUUUUUAGCAGACUUUUUA